CGUUAAUUAAUAUCAUUUUAUAAUGGGAAAAUCUUGCAUAUGUUGGUAGAAUAUUUUGAAAUGUUUUGGCUUAAGAUAAUCUAAUAGGCAACGUUUUCUAAACUAAUAUUUCUGUUUGACUGAUUGAUAAUGUAAUAUUGUUGACGGAAAAUAUCUUUCCAUUAUUUAAUUUUACCUUGCCGCUGCCAAAUCAACUUUUAUCGAGGACAAAGAUUCUUGCUGUGAUAAAUUGUUACCGCCAGGCCAUUGCUCUUGAUUUAUUUGACGUUGAGCUUCAUGGCUCAUUUUUGUUCAUGUAGAUGCUUGUAAUAAUGUCAUCCCAAAUUUAGUGUUUCUUUACUUAUUGACUCUAAUUAGAUCAAUAACUUUUUCCAUUUUCCUUCCAAAAUCUAUAAUUAUAUAUAUAUGGAACGCUGCCAUAAAUUUCCUGCUACCAGAUUUCGAAUACCAUUGAAUAUUAUCAUUAUUAUUACAAGAAUAUUGAUUAUAUGAAUAGCUCAUUGCACUCUAAGGUGUUUGUUCUUUCCUAUCAUGUGUGAAUAAAUUACUCAUGUGCUUGUCCCUUGGAGAAUUAACAUGGCCAUAGUUUGUUAAUUACUGUUAUAUGACAUGAGUUGUCAUCGAAGGUUUUUCCAUCCCCUCUCGCCUCUGCUUUCGAAUCUUUCCUAUAGAAGAUGCUAUUAACAAAUUUGCAUAAUUCCAUUCUACAGUAACCUAUUUUUAAUAUGACAGUGACACAGAAUUUUUUGUAAUGGUAUCCAUAGGGAAUCACUCAAACAAAUAUUUACAAUCUUUGAAGAAAUUAAAUCAAUAUCUAGGGUUAAUUUUCUCAAAUGUUUGAAUUUAUUUCAAUCCAUGCAGCUAUAAAGGGUAAUUUCUGGAAACAAGUUUUUUUGACGAAUAUAAGUAAUUUGUACCUUGCGUAAUAAUUUAUAUUUCACAAAAUAGAUAAUUGUGUUGACUUAAAAUGAAUGCAUUGUGCAUUAAUAUAUGCUGUUUUGUUCACUUUUCAAUUUUCUGUCAGUUAAGACAACAAUAUACAUCUAAUUGAGUUAUAGUUUUUCCCAAGUUUCGCAAAGUUCUAGUUUGAUUUUUGGUACAAAUUAGAGAAUUAUUUUAAAUUGUUCAAUCCUUUUUCGAAUAAAUUUUAUUCAUAUUAUCAAUACAUAAUAUGACUCUAUGAGGUUCUAAUCAAAUAUAGAUGGAAAAUAGUUGCAGGAGAAAUUAAGGAGUUUUUGUGAUUCUCGUGCCAUAUUUUUCGAUUAUACUCUUCAUUUCUAUCUUGUAUAAUUCGGAUUGUUUGGUGUGAUGUUUUCAUAUUCAAUUGUUUUUUUUUCAAUAUUGCAUUGAGUUUUAUCAGCCGCACCAAUUUGUUUUGUCACAUUGACACAAUUAGGGAAAUAUUAUGAUUUAAACAUGAGAGUCCCCUGUACUGAAUGAACUCAAAACUUCAAUUAUACAGAAUCUGGUUGGAAUGGUUAUACAUGCCAGCUUGCAACCAAUUUAUCUCAUCCUCACAUUUAUAUAUAAUUUUGAAAUAUUGCUUCUCUUUUUUGCACGCAGGCUUUGUAAAUAUAUCGGGCUUGUAUUAGGAGAAAGAAUCAUUUUUUUUAAUUGGAAUCCGCAAUGUUUAUAACAUUAUGGUAUUUCCACCGAGAAACCUAUUUUCACUUUUGGGUUCACUUUAUUUUUGUGAAGCUAAUAGUUGAGAAAAAUUUUUUUUUUCAAAUUUGGUUGAAUUUCAGGUUUUGCAAUUUUUGAAUGUUAAUCAUUUUUUUGAGUGCACCAUUCUUAAUUGUGAGGUUGUCAUUGUAUAAUACAAACUAUUUUUAUUAAUAUAGUAAAACAGUUGCACAAAGUAUCGACUAAAAAUAUUUCAAUUUGUAAUCAAAAUAGCUUUCUAUAUACACUCCUACCUUUAUACAUGCAUUAUUUUCAUCAUUCUGGACUGGUUGGAAAUUUAUAGUUACUCUUUAUACUAAUAUGUUUAUAAAGAUUGUCAGACUAAAAUAAUUUGAAAAAAUCUCACUAGAUCUUAGUUCAUUGGUAAAAAGUGUUAAAUUUCACACAAAAACAGUAUUUUCAGUCACAGAAAAGUCUGAUUUUAGAAUUUGCAUUGACCUUCUGUACAGUUUUUUUGGCAUUUAUAUUGAAUUGUUGCCUAAGAAGAUGUAUGUCAAGUAUUCCUUUUCAUAUAUGGUGGUAUUUGGUAUUUUAUCUUUUUAUUUUCAUUUUGUGGUGUGAUUUGGAUUUCCGCUUUCAUCUGUGUUAUUUAUUAAAAGUUUAUUUAUCUAAUAUAUAAUGGAUGCUCGAGAAGUAAGGAUGGAUUCAGAGUUCGACCAACAUAUCAUUGAUAUGAAACCUUACGUCCUGAGAUUGCAGCAUAAAACUGAGAGACAAAGAUGUGCAUUGUGGAUUAAAAAACUAUGCGAGCCACCAUUGUCAACAGCUGAUAGAAACAAUCGCAAUCUCCAUGCAAAACUUCUACUUCAUAUGUUGAAAAGAGGACUUCUUGAUGGUCCGUUUGCUGUAAGGCCAGAAGAUGGUCAACUGAAAACUCUUCCUUCAUAUAUGUCAAUAUUUUUCAAUGAACCAUCAUCGACAUCUGACCAUAUGCAUCUAACUGAAGAAAUGUAUCAAGAAAAUUCAAAAUUUGCUGCAACUGAAACCCCUGAUUGGGUACGUUUGGAACUCGAUGGAUCAUUGCCAGUACUGUCAGGUUCAAAAGAAAAUAUAGAUCCUCAAAGUGAUUACAGGACGUCAUCACCUCGCCAACAUUCAUUGAGAUUAUCAAGGUCUGAUGUUCCUUCAUUCAAUGGCAGAGGAAGAGUAUCACCUAUUAAUAGGCCAUGGGAGCAACCAACCAAUGAAGCUUUCAAAGGUCCAUCAACAUUCAGAGACGAACAAAGUCUAAUAAGAAUGCAUGAAAAAGAGUUGGAAAUGAAAAGCAAAGUAUUACAAGCGCAGUUUCAUGAAGACAAAUUAAAAUUACAACAUAAACAUGAUAUUGCAGUACAAAAGAUACUAGAUCGAAAAAACAGUGAAAUAGAAGAAUUGAAGCAACACUAUAGAAAUAAAGAUAAAGAUCAUGAAGAAUCUACAAUCAAAGCUGAUAGGCGAGCACAAUCAUUAGUGAAAGAAUUACAAAUGCUCCGAGAAACAAAAGACAAACAAAUUGAUGAAUUAAAAUUAAUGUUGGAUGAAACAACGGAAGCAGCUAAGGCAGAAUAUGAAGCUAAAGUGCAAGAAGCACUGGGUGGUUUUGAAAGAGACAAAUAUGAACUUCAGAAAACACACACAAAAAAUAUCCAACAAUUACUUGAUGACACAAACCAACGACUCAUGAAAAUGGAAGAUGAAUACAAUGCUCAGACUACUGCUACGAAAAUGGUUACAAGUGAGUUGGAAUGUAGAGUAUCUCAAUUAACACAAGAAACUGAAUCAUUAUCAAUGGCAAAACAAUCGUUGAUGAAUGAUAAAGAACAUGCUGAAAGGUUACUUGAAAAUGCUGAAAAGAAAAUUAGGCAGCUCGAAGAAAAAUACAGCAAUUUAGAAAAAGAAUUCAAACUUGAAAAUGAAAAUCAUGAUCUGCAAAUGAAAUCUCUAAUGAAUAAAUUUGAUGCAAAUUCUGAGUUUUUGAAACAGGAAAGUAAUUUGUCGCUGAAUAAGGCACAAGAGACAGCUCGAGAGUUGGAAGAUCAGAUACAAAGUUUAAAGCAUGGAUUACAAGACAGCGAACAACAAAGAAUGAGAGAGCUUCGUGAUCGAGAAUCUCUCCAUCAACAAGACAUGAUGAGUGUUCAACAUCUUCAUGAAAAGCAACUUCAUCAAUUACGCACCGAGUGGGAUCAAGAAAAGUCGCAUCAUGCCAGAGAAAUAAGAAACAUGGAAGACAUUGUCAGGGAGCGAGAUGAGCAGAUUGCACGUUUAACAGUCCAACAAAAGCAGAAUUCACAUCACGCUGAACAAGCUAUUGAACAAUAUAAGAAACAGAUGUCCGAUGCACAAAAGAAAGUUUAUAGUGACAUGCAGGCUCAACUUGAUAAAAUUAGUGACGAACUUGAUAAUAAUAAAAAAUAUCAAGAAAGAAUGAAAGACGAUCAUAAAAUUCAAAUGGAAGAAUUGAAAGCAAAAUAUCAGGAUGAGCUGACUGAUAUGAAAAUGAAAUGUGAACAAGAUAAAGUUAAGGUGACACAACAUGCUAUUUCUGAUCGUGAUCAGUUGAGCAAAACUUAUGAUAAACAACUUGAAGAUGCAGAACGUAGAUUGAGAGAUGCAUUGGAGGAGCAUGAGAGGGUUGCAGAAGAAAGAAAACUGCAACAUCAUGAGGUCAUAACUGGUAUGGAGGCUCAAAUUCGAGAACUUCGCGAAGAGCUUGUUUCCGCAACUGCAUUGAGAAGACAACAAUUAGUUGAGCUAGGUUUAUUGAGAGAAGAGGAACGACAGAAAGCAGCCAGAGAACAUGACGCCAUUGUUAAUAGACUGGAAUCUGAAAUGGAUAGGCAAAGAAUGGAAAUGCAUAGACAGAAUGCAUCUGAACUUGACAGACAAGCUCAAAAAACGAAAAACAGGCUUGAGGGAUUAGAAAAAGAUUACAAACAACGUUUAGAAAGGGCGUAUGAUCGGAUCAGUGAAUUGCAACAGAAGGAAAACAGUUUACGAGAUGAAUUGUCUCGUGUACAAGUGGAAAGUGAACAACAUAUUGCAGAUGAUGCUGCUAAACGAGAAGAAGAAGCAAAAAGGUUACGACUUCAACUCGAAAGUGCUAAUAUUGCACUACUGGCGGAACUGGAAGCAGAACGAGAAAAAUUUCAUUCUAUACAACGGCAGUCACAAAAUUCUGAAUUUGACCUAAAAGAUAAGCUUACCCGAGUAAAGAUGGAUUAUGAAGAACGCAUGAAAGGAUUAUUACCUGCUUCAUUGAGAAAAGAUAUGGAAGAUACAAUCACUUGCUUGAGAUCACAAGUUUCAUCGCUUCAGCAGAGAGUGUCAAUACUACAAGACGAAGUCGAUGAAGGAAACCGAUUGAUUCCAUUCUCCUUGAAAACACCUUCCACUAUCUCUCCCCGUCAUUUGUCAUGACCAAGAAAAGAAUAUUGAAGAUCAACCAUAUGUCAACUUAUAUAAACAUUUUUUGUAAAGUUAUAUAUAUAAGUUAAUUGCACAUAGUUCAAUUACACAACCAAAUUGUAUGUGAAAAAUUGUCAUAGCAUAUUGUCAUUGUCUAAUAUUUAAUGUGGUAUAAUCUAGGUUGCUACAGUUCGGCAGCCCAAGGAAAACGACCAUUCAAAGUGAAACACUAUAUUUAUCGCUAUCUACAUUACAUGUGUGGAAUCAUGAUGUUGUAACUUAGGGGAAUACUUGAUUACAAACUAUUGUUGAGAAUUAGCAAACUUAGCAACAUUGUUUUGCAGCAAUAUAUAUGAUAUUCAUUUGUCGUUUUGUAUUUAUUUUCACUUGUAUUGUCAUUCAUACUGUAUAACUUAUACAUUUCUUUCAGUAUAAAGACACAUUGUGAUUUGUGGUGAAUUUAUUGGUAACUGAAACGUUGUGCCAAAGUUAAUUAAACUGGUUUUGCUGUUUGGUGUUCGCCCUGGUGCAGUAUAGGUGAUUUUCAGUUUUCUAUUUUGCUGCUAUUGUAGUGUACAUCAGGUAUGCAUAGAAUCCAUAUUUUCUUAAUUAGAGUAUAUUUAUAUUCUUUUAUAUAAAAAUAAACUAAAAGUAA
Molecule: messenger RNA, 5725 nt
Organism: Styela clava
Lineage: Eukaryota; Metazoa; Chordata; Ascidiacea; Stolidobranchia; Styelidae
Product: centrosomal protein of 112 kDa-like
Source: RefSeq, a predicted model, not a curated record